AUGGAUCCCGACUCCACUGCCUACUACGUGAUUGAAGUAAAUGCACGUCUUUCUCGCAGUUCCGCCUUAGCAAGCAAAGCGACUGGCUAUCCACUUGCCUACGUAGCUGCCAAGCUCAGCCUUGGCUGCCGAUUGACAGAGAUGACCAAUAUAGUAACGGGGCACGCUACCACAGCUUGUUUCGAGCCAAGCCUCGACUACUGUGUAGUCAAGAUGCCCCGUUGGGAUCUGGAGAAAUUCUCUCGAGUGAGUAGAAAAAUAGGCAGCUCCAUGAAGAGUGUUGGCGAAGUGAUGGCAAUCGGACGUUGUUUCGAGGAGGCCGUUCAGAAGGCUCUUCGAAUGGUCAGCGACCGAUAUCCGGGCUUCCAGCCCCUUGACCGUCGCCUCAAUUCCACUCGUUCUUCAUUCCACCGUGUCGACUCAUUGACUGACAGCGAAGAAGGUUUGGCUACCGAACUGGCUGAACCCACAGAUGAGCGUAUCUUUCUGUUAGCCAAGGCUAUCAAGUCAAAAUGGCCAUUGAAGCGACUAUAUCAGCUGACAAAUAUUGAUCUCUGGUUUCUGCAACGCUUUUCACUCAUUAUUGACUGUCUCAAACAGUUAGAGGAGGUCCCUGACGGAGCACUUACUAUUUGCUUACGUGUGCUAGGGGCCUGUAGUGCAACUACCAUCAUACCAGAUGAUACUGAAGCAUAUCCUGCCGAUAUUGGCCAG
Molecule: messenger RNA, 714 nt
Organism: Protopolystoma xenopodis
Lineage: Eukaryota; Metazoa; Platyhelminthes; Monogenea; Polystomatidea; Polystomatidae
Source: the annotation of a GenBank genome assembly